GAGUGAGGCGAUUGGUCGAAAGAGUGGAAGAAAUGGACAUAAAGAAAAGCUCUGGAAUUGACGAAGAGCGCGUGUGCAACGUGCUGGAGCUUACACCAUCAGCAGAUGGAUGCAACUAGUGUCAGACAGUUAGUAUUCCGAGUUCUAGUCAGUUACGCGGCGAAUGUGAAAACUUCAACAUAGUGAUCCAAAAAAAAAGUUUCUCAGUUCUCUCUUUCUUUUUCUUUAAAUUUUAAGAUUGUGAUCAUAUUUAAAAUAAUAAGCAUUAAUUGAGCUUUAUAAGAAAACGCAACGAAAAAAUUACUAAAGCAUUAUGCGGUACAAACACAUCACUCUUGUCGGUGCAUCACUAAUUACGGCACUCUGCAUAUUAUCUGGACUCAUGUACUACUUCAAUCAAGACAAGUGUCCUGUCGGUACGUUCUUGUGUAAUCAGAGCACUACAUGCAUGCCACAACAUAGCUGGUGCAAUGGCAAACUAGAUUGUCCAUAUGGUGAUGAUGAAUCCACGGAAAAUUGCUUUGACAUGCACGGAACUUGGGAUUGGUUUAUGAAAAAGAGAGACUGGGGAAACUCGGAGUAUUGCGCAGAUGCAUUCGAGGACGCACUAGGUAGAUGUGUCUAUGAUACAUGUCGUGUGACUUGUAUGAAUUAUACCGAAAUACCGCAGAACUUGUCAUCGAACGUCACAGCGAUUUUCUUGACCGAAAAUUUACUUACGUAUCUGUCCCGUAAUGCAUUAUCAAGAUAUCCAGAAAUACGCUUAUUAUAUUUUGAUAGUAACAAUAUAUUCGAGUUGGAAAAAGGAGCAUUCCUUCACCAAACUAAGUUGUUUUGGUUAAUUCUCACGAAUAAUAAAAUCAAAGAAAUAUUACCUGGACAUUUAACGGGGUUGGAUAGAUUGGAAACCCUGAGAUUGGAUCAAAAUAGAAUUGUGAUGGCAAAUUAUGAUUUGGAAAACAGUACCACUGCAUACUUGAUAAAUCUAAGUAAGAACAUGUUGACGGCAUCUACCCUGAAGCUACCACAAUUACCGGUAUUGACAGAAAUAAUAUUGGAUGGAAAUCGCUUCGAGUCGAUAACGGAAGAUUUAUUCGCCGGAUGCCCCGGUUUGAAAUCACUGAGUAUGGAGGACAAUAGCAUAAGCAACAUUGAUGAGAACGCGUUUCGAAAUUUGCAACAACUUGUCGAGCUUAACUUGGCCUAUAACAAAAUAAUCAGGAUACCGUCAACCGUGUUCCAGCCUGUAAAUAAUCUAUCGAAGUUAUUAAUCGGUUACAAUCCUAUCGUUGAAUUAUCAAUGACGCUCUUUAAUCCGUUGAAAAAUCUUCGAUCUCUAAGUGUCGAAGACAUAAAUAUGGAUGAUAUGGAAAAUGCAUUCAACAUGUUUUCAAAUCUUGAUUUUGUAUACUUCAAGAAAUUCCAUUACUGCAUGACCUAUGCACCAAAGGUACAAAAAUGCAGACCCAUUAGCGAUGGUGUGUCAUCAACGUCCCAUUUGCUCAGCAAAUCUCUACUAAGAGCUGCUGUUUGGAGCAUAUCUUGUGUAACUUGUCUCGGUAACAGUCUUGUUCUGUGGGGAAGAUUUACCGCCAAGGAUGAAAACCGUGUUUUAAGUAUUGUUAUCAGAAACCUUGCAGUGUCCGACAUGUUGAUGGGAAUAUAUCUCUUCAUAAUCGCUAUAGAAGACGCGAGGUUCCGCGAUAACUACCAACAGGAGGCGAGUACGUGGAUGUCCUCGUGGUCCUGCACAUUUCUAGGAGCAUUGGCGAUGAUGUCAUCCGAAGUUUCUGUGCUCAUCCUGUCAUUCAUGUCCGUGGAGCGAUUUAUUUUGAUCGCAGCACCUUUGAAACGGCAUCGCCCAAUGACGUAUCACACUGCAUCUUCAUCGAUGAUCAUCAUCUGGAUUAUAGGAUUCAUCCUGGCUCUUGUACCAGUUAUCCACUGGAGAAGCAGUACGAGAUACUACGGUGUCAAUGGAAUGUGCUUUCCUCUACACAUAGACGAUCCAUAUCUAAUAGGCUGGGAAUAUUCGGCCUUUAUCUUCCUGGGACUUAAUCUUUUCGGAUUGAUGAUUAUCAGUUACGUUUACGCUGCCAUGUUCGCCAGCGUCUGGAGAACGCGCCACGCCACACCGUUAUCGGUCGGCGAUUCCGAGUUCGCUCUCAGAUUCUUCCUAAUCGUAUUGACAGAUGCGGCAUGUUGGGCACCGAUUAUAGGAUUGAAGAUUCUCGCCAUGAUGAACUAUCCUGUUGCACCUGAUUUGCACGCUUGGAUAGUGAUCUUUAUUCUGCCAGUAAAUAGCGCGAUUAACCCGCUGUUAUAUACUUUUACCACGCCAAAGUUUCGCGAAAGAUUCAACGAGAGUUGGUUCGGAAAGAUGCGCAUAUAUAUGUCAAGAAAAUAUUCUAAACAAGAUUCGCAGACAUCGGAUAUCAACAAAACUAGGAUUAUUGAUAAAAACAUGAUAUAAUCAUUAUGGAUCAGACAUAAUAAUGACAGAAGAAGAAUAUUAUCAUUCGUUGAUUUUGUUGAUGAAAAAAUUCUAUUCGAGAAUCAGGAUUAAAAAAUUAAUCAAUUGUCUAAUAUUUAUAUUGCACUUCUUUACUAUACGUUUCAUAAUUUAUUACCGCUAAUAAUUUUUCGUGCGCAUUAGAGAGGCAAUAGAUUGUAGUUACAACUGAGAAUUAUAAAACUUCGUGUAUCAUAUGUAUAUCCACCAUAUGUAUAUAUAAUAGAUUAGCUUAUUGUUAGAACAAGAGUAAAAUUCUCUAAUUCGAUAAUCAUUAAAGAAGAAAAAUAUUUGUGUAAAUAAUUUGAAUUAAAUCACUUUAAAUUGUAAAUGCACCCCCUCGAAGAAAUCUUCUUUAGUAUAACACAAGA
Nylanderia fulva is the source of this 2883-nucleotide messenger RNA. The record is from RefSeq and is a predicted model, not a curated record. NCBI's taxonomy places the organism in Eukaryota, Metazoa, Arthropoda, Insecta, Hymenoptera, Formicidae.